Saimiri boliviensis boliviensis (Bolivian squirrel monkey) is the source of this 1508-nucleotide messenger RNA. RefSeq names its product transmembrane protein 185B. The record is from RefSeq and is a predicted model, not a curated record. Lineage: Eukaryota; Metazoa; Chordata; Mammalia; Primates; Cebidae.
AUGAACCCCAGGGGCCUGUUCCAGGACUUCAACCCCAGUAAGUUCCUCAUCUAGUCCUGCCUGCUUCUCUUCUCAGUGCUGCUGCCCCUCCGCCUGGACGGCAUCAUCCAGUGGAGCUACUGGGCCGUCUUCACCCCCAUAUGGCUGUGGAAGCUUCUGGUCAUCGCGGGCGCCUCCCUGGGCGCGGGCGUUUGGGCCCGCAACCCUCGCUACCGCACCGAGGGGGAGGCCUGCGUGGAGUUCAAAGCCAUGCUGAUCGCUGUGGGCAUCCACCUGCUCCUACUCAUGUUCGAAGUCCUGGUCUGCGACAGGGUGGAGAGGGGCACCCACUUCUGGCUGCUGGUCUUCAUGCCUCUCUUCUUUGUGUCCCUCAUGUCCGUGGCUGCCUGCGUCUGGGGCCUUCGACAGGACAGAUCGCUGGAGCUGGAGAUCCUGUGCUCUGUCAACAUCCUGCAGUUCAUCUUCAUCGCCCUGAGGCUGGACAGGAUUAUUCACUGGCCGUGGCUGGUGGUGUUUGUGCCUCUGUGGAUUCUCAUGUCGUUCCUUUGCCUGGUCGUCCUCUAUUACAUCGUCUGGUCCCUUCUGUUCCUGCGGUCCCUGGAUGUGGUUGCCGAGCAGCGAAGAACACACGUGACCAUGGCCAUCAGCUGGAUAACCAUUGUCGUGCCCCUGCUCACUUUUGAGGUCCUGCUGGUUCACAGAUUGGAUGGCCACAAUACGUUCUCCUUCAUCUCCAUAUUUGUCCCCCUUUGGCUUUCCUUGCUAACUGUAAUGGCCGCAACAUUUAGACGAAAGGGUGGCAAUCAUUGGUGGUUUGGCAUUCGCAGAGACUUCUGUCAGUUUCUCCUUGAAAUUUUCCCAUUUUUAAGAGAAUAUGGAAACAUUUCAUAUGAUCUCCAUCACGAAGAUAGUGAAGAUGCUGAAGAAACAUCCGUUCCAGAAGCUCCGAAAAUCGCUCCAAUAUUUGGAAAGAAGGCCAGGGUAGUUAUAACCCAGAGCCCUGGGAAAUACGUUCCCCCACUUCCCAAGUUAAAUAUUGAUAUGCCAGAUUAAGCUCCCAGAGAGGACCCAAGCACACAUAGACUCCACCUUGCCUUUGCCUCUUGUUCAUUCAUCCCAAACCUGGAAAUGGAAGCAGGCUCCAAACAGUGUCGUCUCACGCCCUGUUUGAGGUCGCUGCCUCAUCAGUAUGCAUCAUAGAUGGAGUUAUUUCCAUAUGUGGGUGUAUGUGUUGUGUACCUGGGUAAGAGAACUUGGCUUUCCAGGUUUGCACUCUCAGAUGUAGCUGGGGCAGUAAGCUGAAUUGUUUUAGUAGGUCCUUAAAAGGAAUAACUACACAGCUGGUUUUUUUUUUUUUUUUAAGUGCUACUGUACCUAUCAAAAAUAUUGUUUAAAAAGUAUUUUUGUACACUGCUAAUCUAAAAUUGUAUUUCAGAUUGUGCCUGUUAUGACAUAAUAGCAAAUGUAAAGAAUUCUCUUUCCCACCACUUGUUUAUAAACCUCAUAGU